AGCAGCAGCGUCUACAUGUGCAAUGACUGCAGCAGCGCCUCACAGUCACACAGCGGCCGGGUCUCAGGACCACAUUUCCCAGAAUGCCGUACGGGUAGAGGGCGGGAACUGGCCAUAGGAAACAGGGCGUGCUCAGCGCUGAUGCCGGGCGCUGCUGUGAGUGUGAGCCCUGAGCAGGCGGAGAGCCCGGCCGCUGCUGCUGCUUGUGCAGGCCUGUGGGAGGCAGGACGGGGAUCUCUCUCUCUCUAAUGCUGAUGGGAGUUUCCAGGAAGUACAGUGGCCAUAUUGGAUCCCAUUGAGAGAGCUGGGAUUGCACCUAUACGGAGGGAGACGCGGCCGGGGACUGACGCGCACAGCAGCACACCAGUAUGGCUGCCACUGAUGCCGAGCGGAGUGAAGACAAACGCAGCCUCGCACUGGGCGGACAUGUAGGUUUUGACAGCCUUCCGGAUCAGCUCGUUAGUAAAUCUGUCACCCAAGGCUUCUGCUUCAAUAUCCUAUGCGUUGGUGAGACUGGUAUUGGAAAGUCAACAUUAAUGAACACCCUGUUCAACACAACAUUUGAGACAGAAGAAACCAGCCACUAUGAGAAUGGAGUUCGCCUAAGACCUCGAACAUAUGAACUUCAAGAGAGCAAUGUACACCUGAAGCUGACCAUUGUGGACACUGUGGGAUUUGGAGACCAAAUCAACAAAGAUGACAGUUACAGGUCAGUCGUUGACUAUAUUGAUACUCAGUUUGAGAAUUACCUACAAGAAGAGCUGAAAAUUCGACGUUCCCUGUUCAACUUCCAUGACUCCAGGAUACACGUCUGUCUGUACUUCAUCACACCGACUGGUCACUCCCUGAAAUCCCUGGACCUGGUUACUAUGAAGAAGCUGGAUAGUAAGGUGAAUAUCAUUCCAAUCAUUGCUAAAGCUGACACCAUUUCCAAAAGUGAGCUCCACAAGUUCAAAAUCAAGAUCAUGAGUGAACUGGUGAGCAAUGGUGUCCAGAUCUACCAGUUCCCGACCGAUGAUGAUGCUGUGGCCGAGAUCAACUCUGUUAUGAAUGCUCAUCUCCCAUUUGCUGUAGUUGGAAGCACAGAGGAGGUAAAAGUUGGAAAUAAACUGGUGAGAGCUAGACAGUACCCAUGGGGAGUUGUCCAAGUUGAAAAUGAGAGCCACUGUGACUUUGUAAAACUGAGGGAAAUGCUGAUCCGGGUUAACAUGGAAGAUCUGAGGGAGCAGACGCACACACGUCAUUAUGAGCUAUACAGACGCUGCAAGCUUGAAGAGAUGGGUUUUAAAGAUACAGAUCCCGACAAUCAGCCAUUCAGUCUUCAGGAGACCUAUGAAGCAAAAAGGAAAGAGUUCCUGGAGGACCUGCACCAGAAAGAGGAGGAAAUGCGGCAGAUGUUCGUAAAUAGGGUUAAAGAGACGGAGGCCGAGCUGAAGGAGAAGGAGCGUGAGCUGCAAGAUAAGUUUGCACAUCUGAAGAGGAUUCACCAAGAUGAGAACAGAAAACUGGAUGAUAGGAGGAAAGAGUUAGAAGAAGAGAUGAACGCCUUCAACAGACGGAAGAUGGCGGUGGAAUCCUUCCAGUCACAGUCAUACCAAGCAACUUCCCAACAACCCUUAAAGAAGGAUAAGGACAGGAAGAAUUAAGAUGCACAGACUUACAUGUCAAGAGGGGACUUACAGGUUCAUGUCAUUUAAUUGCAUGAAUUCUCAUCAUGCCAUCCUUCUCUCCUAACAUUAUGUGAGUGGACCAAAGCAUACAGAAAACCUGGAUACUACAAAGUUUACAACCUAACCAGUUAUAUUAAUAUGUGCAGGUAUAAUACGAGUCUCAUUCAUUCUAGACGCUUGAAGCUUUUUAAUCUAUGCAAUACCAAAUGUUUAUUUAAUUUUCUGACAAAGAUUGCAUUUAAUAUGUUCAUAUAACGUGUUAGACAGCCAUGUUAUGUUGCUAUAUUAGUUACUGACUGACGGGAAUAAUAUUGACAAUGAACUUGCUGUUUUAUUGCUGUUUUGAAUAUGAAGUCUGGAAUGAAGAGAACACUUGAGCACUGAUAUACAAGUUCCAGUAUUAUUGAAUUUCCCAGGAGUAGAAAUAAUGGCUGUUUCAAGUCUUCCUAUUUCUAACUAUGUUUUUAUACAUCAACUUCUUUAGCAAAAAACACUUUUUAGCCUUAAUUAUUGACCUCCUUAUUUGUAACUGAGUGAACUGCAAUCGUAAAUUAAGUUUGGGGGGAAAAUGGAACAGACCAUUUCUGGUGAAAUGUCCCACAGAGAGAUGCAUAUAUUAAAUUAGUAAAUCUUGUCUUUCACUGAUGUUAAAAAUGUAAUUGCUUGCCAUAAACAGCCAGUGAUCUGCAUUAGACUUUUAAGUUACUGGCUAGACAGUAAAGGAGUUAAAGCUUAGCUCCUAUAUUGGGUGAAAGGUCAUCAUACCCAGGGGGUCCAUCACUAGAGCCAUGGGAGAUGCAGUCUGUUUCCUGGGGUCACCAUGAUUCGUCUCUAAGCUCUGGCUAAAAAUAGGGCUGCGUGAUGCUGCUGAGAGGGAGUGAGCGGAAGGACCAAUCAGAAGCCGCAAUCAGAGACUGCACCUUUUGGAUUGCCCCUUCCACGAACUCCUUCCUUCUGCCACAGCCAUUUUAAAGUGGAAAACUGAAAUCUUCAGCUGUAGUAUAACUUUCCAAUGGCUUAAUGUAACCAAAUAAUGUUUUUGUGUAUUGUAAAGAAUUCCAGUACACAUGACAAUCUGCAAAAAAAAGACAAAACCGUUUUUACUUAAUGUCUAAAUUUAACGUGUAGAGAACAGUUUAGAUGUGUGUGUGUGCGCGUGUGUGUGUGUGUGUAUGUAUGUGUGUGUGUGUGUGUGUGUGUGUGUGUGUGUAUAUAUAUAUAUAUAUAUAUAUAUAUAUAUACACAUACACACACACAUACUUUGUUCUUGGUCUGUAAUACUUCACUUUAAUAUUUAAGCUCCUUUUGAAUAAAAAUAAUCAUGUAGUACAAAAUAUACUUUUACAUUUUAUAUAUAUAUAUUUCUGGUCAACAAAUAUAUUUGUUUAUAAUCUACAUAUUACAAAGAGUUUUUACCAAUUACCAGUCCCUUUACAUACCUAGUUAGCUCCUUCAUGUCGUAUGAUUUAUAACAUUUUAAUGAAGCAAUUUUGUAUAAUACCACUUUUUGAACCCAGUUUACACUCCUAUGUAAUUUUAGUUUGUUUGUAAACGUAUUUGCAUAUAGUUCUCUGGAUGACAAUGUUAUUUACUGCUAUUAUAUAGAAUGUUGUGUAAAUAUGUACAAGGAAAACAGCCACACUUUGUUUUCCUUAUUUUGUUUAAUUUCCCUCUCAAAAGGGCAUUUCAAGGGGAAGCGUUCACCUUAAACAUGGUGAAGGGAAUUAUUAUAUGGGAUAUGAGUUCACAUUAGUUGAUGGUUUUAUUUUUAAGAGCUUGUGAUAAGCUAACCUUAUGUUUUGGAAGAUUAGGACACUUGAUAUAUGAAGUGUCCCGUUUGUAGACUCAUACGGCUGGUCUAAAUCAUGUGACACCUGUAACACAACGUAUUCAAUUCUCAGGCAGGCCAUCGGCCACCUUAAUGUCAGUUGUAUGACAUAUCUAGUCCUUGGGCAUCCAGACGAACCUAUGAUAUCUUUAUGCCUUUCCUUAGCAAAUGAAUCCUGAAUCUGAAGUUUUUUAUUAAAUGUAAAUAUUAAUUGGUGAUUAUUUUAUUUUACCUAAUUAUUUACAAAUAGGAUUUCAAAUGGAGACUUUGGGGAAUAGGUAAUAGCUUUCGGGAUUCAGGCAGCUGUGUGAAUUUGCCGAUUUAAAAUUAUGAUCACUUAAAAUCUAGUGGCUAAAAGGCAAAGCCAGUCAAGUUUUCGGCCUUUUAAAAUAUUGCCAGUUUAAAACUUGCAGGCUUAUAUUUACCACUUUAUGUAUGGGAAGAGCUCUUUAAUCGUGUACACCACAACUAGUAUCACUGCCUGAGCUAGACAGCAACUUUACCGGACAGAAGUGCAGACCCACUAUUGGGAGUCGCUGUAAUGCUGGUGUGUAGUGAUCCUCUACAGACAUUAGGGGGGUAUUCAAUGAAAGGAUCCAACGUGUGUAUUCAAUUCUCGGCCAAACCUGACAGGUUUGGCCUGUUCCAGACAAUGGCAAUCCAACUUUUUUUAAAGUCGUAUUGACUUUGUCUGAAACGGAGCUAAAACCUGUCUGGUUUGGCCGCGCUUCCGACAAUACACGUGGAUCAAUGGCUUGAUCCGCGUGCAUUCCGACAGGCUUUAAACAAGUCGGAUUUCCCGACUUGUCGAAAAUAAGGGCCAGCAUUGAAUAGGUCGGAACCCCUUCUGACCUAAACCUGUCGGAAACUGCCGUCUUUCCGACAAGACAGCAGUUUCCAACAAAAAUGGAAUACCCCCUACUGUCAGAUCAGUGCGCUAGCAUGAAGAAAUCUAGAGCUGUCUGAGCAAAAUACAGGCCAGGUCUAUAAUGGUCCAGUAUGCUUUAUCAGACAUGUCUACCAUACUUGGCAUCCACAGGGGAUUUUAUAUGUAUAUUAUUUAUGAAUUAAAAAUAUAUUUACAAUGUCUCAAGCGGACCAGUUUUCACAGUCAGAUGCCAAAUUUCACUAAAUCACAAAGUACAUAAUGUAACUUUUUUUUUAAAUUAUUAUUAUUACUAUUAGAAGGCUGGGGAAUGAAUACAGUAAUAAUUGCACCCAUACAUCAAAUGUAGUUUUGGGGGACACAUUACAUAGGACAGUAAUUUUUAGAGCCAUUGCAGGACCAGCUGGAUCAGAAUAGGAGAUUCUAUAUUGGGGGGAGGGGGCUGGUUGUGAGGGGAGGGGGUGCUAUUACUUGACAACAUGGGAAACUUGUAAAAUAAAUCAUCAUGUGAGCCAACAAUUUGAGGGGUUUGAGGAGUGCAGGUAGCAGACAUAUCUUAUUUGCUUUCACCCAAACCUACACUGCAACCAUAAGAUGUUUCAUGUAUGGUUAUUCUAAUAUUAUCCAUAUUUUCGUCCAGGACACCUGCACAAAGAUUUUUAAUUUGUAUCCAUGUCCAAAGUGAGGUACAGCACAAUCUGACAUCACAGGUCUGAAAUGCAUUACUAUAGGUAAUAAUUACAAGAAAUCAAAUUGUAUGGAAUUAAUAAGAGGCAAUCCUCCUGUAUCACUGUUGUAGACCAACUCCUGCCCUGCUUCUAUUAACUGUUGUCCUCUUUGUAAUCUACAAAUCUGUAAACCAUCAAAUAAAACGUUUGUACUUGCAGGAUUCAGUAUGGAUCUCUAAGAAGCGGUUUAAUAUUGGAGACGAGUUAGUGUUCAGCUGACAUGUACAGGACUGCAUGUAAAUGUUUUAUGCUAGCUUCAUAAGGAAUAUCUCCUCUAAACCUGAUCUUCAGCAGUGCCUAGAUUUCAUGUAGUCGCCUCAAGCAUGUCUGUCCGCUACCCAUGUCUCACUCGCCAAACAUGGAAUGGUCAUUAAUAAGGGGCUCUCAUUACAUUAACAUUUUAGAGCAACUGAAGCAACAUAAAAGUUGAAUAUGAAUUGUAGAAGGAAUCCUGUUGGUUGUUUAGUGGGUAUGCGGUUAAAAUACCACCUGUCUGGAUCCCGACUGUCUCAAUACCGACGCCAGGAUCCCGACGGGUACUAUACUGCCACUGGAAUACCGGCGAAGUAGGAGAUUCCCCCUCUGUGGAAUCAGAGUGAGAACAGAACCUGUGGCAAGCCUCAUUUACCACAGAGCCCGCAUCGCGGUGAGUGCAGUGAGCCCACAAGGGGCUUGGUUGUGCUGGCCCCCUGCCGGCAUUUUGGCUCACAUGAUGCCCAUGUCUGUAUACUGACAUUCGGCAUCCCAUACCGAUCCCACUAAGUGUUCGUAGCUGUUCAUCUAGCUAUACAAUUUGGUAGACUAGUGCCCCAAUUUGGCAUUCUUCAGAACCCCCCCCCCCCCCCCCUGCUCCCCAAGACAAAAAUAAAGGUGACAUUUACAGCAUAUUUAAUAUCCACAAGUGCAGUAGUAAAGGCGAAUGAGCUAUAUGUAUGUAUGUAUAUAUAUAUAUAUAUAUAUAUAUAUAUAUAUCAUAUACAUAUAUAUAUAUAUAUAUACGGUAGCAUAGGUCCGGCACUCCUCGAUGAAGCUAUAAUAAUAUACCGGUGCCUUCACAUGUACUGCAGUACAUACAUAUAGUUACCCCGGUGCGGCACU
Molecule: messenger RNA, 6210 nt
Organism: Pseudophryne corroboree (corroboree frog)
Lineage: Eukaryota; Metazoa; Chordata; Amphibia; Anura; Myobatrachidae
Gene: SEPTIN8
Product: septin 8
Exons: 10
Coding region: 369-1646 (425 amino acids)
Biological process (GO): intracellular protein localization; cytoskeleton-dependent cytokinesis
Cellular component (GO): cell division site; septin ring; septin complex
Molecular function (GO): GTP binding; GTPase activity; molecular adaptor activity
Source: RefSeq, a predicted model, not a curated record